Cololabis saira (Pacific saury) is the source of this 1158-nucleotide messenger RNA. RefSeq names its product low choriolytic enzyme-like. NCBI's taxonomy places the organism in Eukaryota, Metazoa, Chordata, Actinopteri, Beloniformes, Belonidae. The record is from RefSeq and is a predicted model, not a curated record. The transcript has 10 exons. Gene Ontology annotation, molecular function: metalloendopeptidase activity; zinc ion binding. Bases 53 to 928 code for a protein of 291 amino acids. Gene Ontology annotation, biological process: proteolysis.
GUGUUUCCUCUCAGCGUUGUGUUGGCGUUCUCCUGCCGUUCCAGCAUCAGUCAUGCUCCUCCUGGUCGUCCUCGUCGGGCUCCUCUGCUCUGCCCACACCGCCACCUCUCAGAUCUCCACCGGACCGACGGAUAAAACCUCCGGCAACACCUUUGAAGAUGAUGACUUCAGCAUCUCCACCCUCCUGGAAAAGGCCAACGCCAACGUCGGCCGGAACUUGGACGAGCCUCUGGUGAUGGAUGGGGACAUAGCGAUGCCAACGGGCCUCCAGAACGCCGACCCCUGCACAGCGCGAGGCUGCCUGUGGCCCAAAAGCACCGAUGGCAACGUCUACGUGCCCUACCGCAUCUCCAACCAGUACUCCCAAAGAGAAAGAGCCAUCAUCACCCGCGGCCUGCAGUCAUUCGCAGCAUCUUCCUGCGUCCGCUUCUUCCCCCGUGGCCAGCAGAGGGACUUUGUGGACAUCCAGUCUCGCUCUGGGUGUUACUCAUUCGUUGGACGUCGCGGUAAUGCUCAGGUGGUGUCGCUGAGUCGCCGGGGGUGUGUCUUCCAUCAGAUCGUCCAGCACGAGCUGCUCCACGCGCUGGGCUUCAACCACGAGCAGACCCGCUCCGACAGGGACAGUCACGUCCGCAUCCAACUGCAGAAUGUGAUUCGUGGAACGGAGUAUAACUUCCGGAGGAUUGCGACGAGGAACCUUGGCACACCCUACGAUUACGGCUCUGUCAUGCACUAUGGAAGGUUCGCCUUCUCUAGCAACCGGCAGCCGACCAUCGUUCCCAUUCCCAACGCGAAUGUGGUCAUCGGCAGAGCCACCCAGAUGAGUCGCAUGGACAUCCUGAGGAUCAAUCGCCUUUAUCAAUGCAGAACAAGAUCACCCUUCGAUAAGGUGAUACCUGAGCCAAGAAAGCUGUUCCUAGAGAAGUGAAAGAGAUCCAGAGGAAACGAUGAACAGUGAUGCAGCUCUUUACCUGAAUGCAAACCCAGAGCAUCUCCCGUUUGCUGAAUGCACUGGGAUCAAAUUGUUCUAAAUUUACUGUUCUGCUGAUCUCAUGAGAAAAUGAAAGUGCUGAGCAUCACAACAUGAAUUGAAAUGAAAAAUUGCUUGCUAGCUUGAUGCAGUACUUGAUUGAAUAAAAACAAAUUCAUUCUUCUACA